Molecule: messenger RNA, 3875 nt
Organism: Rhopilema esculentum
Lineage: Eukaryota; Metazoa; Cnidaria; Scyphozoa; Rhizostomeae; Rhizostomatidae
Product: histone acetyltransferase KAT5
Biological process (GO): regulation of DNA-templated transcription; double-strand break repair via homologous recombination
Cellular component (GO): NuA4 histone acetyltransferase complex
Molecular function (GO): histone H4K16 acetyltransferase activity
Source: RefSeq, a predicted model, not a curated record
UUAAAAAGAAUGAAGUUACUUUGUUUCAAUUUCUUCUUGAAAUCUGGAUCACUUCUUCUUUUAUGAUCAAAAUAAAAGCAGUAGCCAAUGAAGCCAAGGCCGCACACGCCAGCAACUACUCCCAUCGGUUUCAUCAUCGUCAUUUCUGCAGAGUUCGUGGAUCAUGAGAAGGCGAAAAACCUCGUUUCUCGUAUUCAAUGCAAUGCCGAAAAGAGGCUGUUAUUAAAAACAUGGCGGCCCCCAUGUAGUCAAAACACUGACUAUCAACCUUUAGAUUUUUUCACAAUUAACGAGUCGGUGGAUAGUUAUAAAGAACUAUUGCUCACAAGAAGAAAAUUAGAAGUCAGAUCUUUCAUUGGAAUUGAAGAGAUGAAUGAAAAGAUGCAAUCGAUAAGUCAAGUUGUGGAAGGAUGCAGGCUUCCAGUCAAUAUGUCAAGUUCUGAUGACUGGCCCCUGGCAGAAAUUGUUAGCAAAAGAGAAAGAGCUGGUAGAGCAGAGUUCUAUGUGCAUUACAUUGACUACAACAAACGACUGGAUGAAUGGGUAACUGUGAACCGACUUGAUCUUUCCCGUGUACAGCCACCGAAAGCAGACGAAAAAAGAAAGUCCCAAGUUUCCACAUCAGCCCCUUCUCCUGCGCAGCCUUUGCCUAAACAGCCAAGUCCUGGGAAAGCCAAGUCCCCGGAGAGAGAACCAGUUACUGUGAAUGGCAUACAGCCAAAGAAAGGAGCUGUCGCAGGAAGAAAGCGCAAGGCAAACGCGCUUCUUGAUGAGCCCGAAUCUGUGGACAGCCCCUCUUCGACAUCGGGGGAGGUAUGCAAAUCAAGCAGCUUACGAUCUGGUGGGAGCAUGGUGGAAAAAUCUCAAGAUGAUAUAGUAACAAGGGUGAAAAAUAUCCAGCUAAUUGAAAUCGGAAUCCAUAGAAUCAAGCCAUGGUAUUUCUCUCCAUAUCCCAUUGAAUUGACACAGUUGCCGUGUGUUUUCAUUUGCGAAUUUUGCCUGAAGUAUGUCAAGAGCUUUUGCUGCCUGAGUCGGCACAGGGAAAAAUGCAACCUCUAUCAUCCGCCUGGAAAUGAAAUUUAUAGGAAAGAUAACAUUUCCUUUUUUGAAAUUGAUGGAAGAAAAAACAAGGUUUAUUCGCAAAAUCUUUGUUUGUUGGCAAAAUUAUUCCUUGAUCACAAAACCUUGUAUUACGACACAGACCCAUUUCUAUUUUACGUAAUGACUGUUUUCGAUAGACAUGGAUUCCAUAUUGUCGGUUUUUUCUCAAAGGAAAAAGAAUCUACCGAAGAUUAUAAUGUCGCAUGUAUAUUGACGUUACCCCCUUACCAACGGAAAGGUUAUGGGAAGCUGCUUAUUGAGUUCAGCUAUGAGCUGUCUAAGUUUGAAGGAAAGACUGGACAUCCAGAGAAACCCCUUUCUGAUCUGGGGUUGUUAUCGUACCGAAGCUACUGGUCUCAAACGAUCAUUGAAAUUUUACUGCAGCUUAAGUCUGAAGACGGAAACACGCCAAACAUUACCAUCACAGAAAUCUGUGAAAUGACGAGCAUCAGAAAAGAUGAUGUGAUUUCAACCCUGCAGCAUUUAAACUUGCUUCAGUACUAUAAAGGACAAUACAUAAUCUGCAUUUCUAAAGAGGUGCUUGACGCCCAGGUUACUGCCAUGAAAAAGCGGAGAAUCCGUAUCGACCCUAAAUGUCUUCACUGGCAACCGAAGGACUGGAGUAAACGUGGAAAAUGGUAGCAGUACACGGAAGGGAGCCUCUUGAAAUGGCCAUUAUCCUUUGGGUCUACAUAUUUCUGCUAUGGGUACCCCUUACUUGAAACACAGACAGAGAAACCUGUGCAUGGAACUUUUCAUAGCGUUAUUUAACAAAAGGGCUAUUGAGCGUAGACUCACAGAGGCUGAAAAUAAACGGGAGUUGGAGGGUAACCCUGUCCCAAGCGAUAAAUGUAUAGUUCACUUGAAGAGCUUAAUGGUAAGAGUUAACUGGACACUGGAAACAGUCAAUUAACCAAAUGUGAAGACAUCUGCUCUUCUAUAGGGCACCUUUGUACCUGUUUAUUGCUCCCAAUCUUUAACAUAGGCUUAAAUACAGUUUAUUAUAACGAGGAUGUAAGUGAAGUAUAUUUACAUAAGGCAUUUGUGAAGGAAAACUGGCAAUGCUUUUUUGUGUCAUCUCAGUGUACCAUUGCCUCUGGUCAUGUGAUUGAUAGCCAACCUCGUUUGGGUGAAUGCUUUUCUGAGUGCUUUUGAAGAAGAAGCGGAUCUAGAAGUUGCAAAGGAUGGGGGGGGGGGCUAUAUUUACAUAUCCAAAGACCUAAUUACCUAGUCAAAGAGACCCCUCAUCCAUCAACUGACAGCUCUCACAGGAUUUGCUAGGGUGAGAUUGUUGGCACUUCACCUGACAGUCAAUUAUUGAGAGAUUUAUAAAAGCAAUACCCCUCGAGGCAGUUUGAGCGGCUGUUUUAUAGGUGUGUUCACCCGAAAAUGGUAUCAAUCAAAGAAAGUAAAAAACAAGAUUCUUGCUGGUGACGCUAGCCAAUUUUACUUUCCAGUGUUUUAAGAUUAAGAUUAAGGCUUUUGGUUUGAUCCUAUUAAAAGCUGUGUUGAUCCUGAAUGAAAACUUAAAUCCCUCUCCGGUGCUCUUUUUUAUAAGUAAAAAUGAUUAGUUUUUAUAUUGCUAUGAUCUAUUUAAGAAUGUUAUGUUUCAAAUUGGCCUCCUUGCGACAUGAUCGGAACAAACUACAUAUGUAAUCAAGAUAAGAGCCUGUUUUAAUCUAACAGCAGAAUAUUACGUCAAAAAUCAUUCAUGUUUUUCUUUGUGGCCUCUCGCUCAUUAAAUUGUUUCCAAUGGCUACAGAGAUCUUAAUCUAUAACAGCACCGAAUAGCUUUAGGCACUUUUUAUGACGUUUAGAAACCUUUAGAUAGAACAUUCCGAGGAAUAUUGAAGAUGUCGUUACGCAAGGGAUAUUUGUUCAUUUGGAAAAAAUCGGUAACAAAAAAGUUUCUAUAAGUCGUGGCACUUGAUUAUGAAUGAGCCUUUCGAGCUGCAAUAAAUGCGGAAAAUUUUGCAGGCAAUUCAAUCUUUCACUUAGGUUGGAAUUAAACAGCCCCCCCCCCCCAUGUUAAUUUUUUCGUGAUAUUUGAAGACCCAAUUCUUUAUUCUAUUCUGACGACCUAUUUCAAGACACUUAUUCUAACGUUUUAUGCUCUAAAAAGUAUCAGGCGAGAAAGCUUGGAACCAAUAUAUUUUAAAAUGCUUGCUUUUUUCAAAGCCAUUUUCAAGCUCUUUACCGCCAAAAAAGUGUUCACAUAUUCAGACUUUUAUGACUGCGUGCGCUUGAGAUUAGAGAGAAUCAUUUUUACCAUGAGCUUUUGUUUUUUCCAAAAAUCAACUAAGAGCAGGAGAAAGCCAACCAUCAAUUUGCUUCAGCCACGCCCAUCAGACUCUUGGAAAAUCCCUUUUUCAAUAUUUCUUAUCUAUUUUGAAAUUUUUGGACAAGCAUAUCCCCCCCCUCCCAAGGUUUUUCAACGGAUUUCAAGAAAUUAGAAAAUCGACUUCUGGGAAAACUGGGGUUAGGGAGGGGGUCAUUAACAUGGCCUAUUGCUACUGUUUAUUAACUGAUAAUUUACGGGAAGAGUUUUUUAAAAAUUUUCAAAUUUUUUAUUACGUAAUUUGUGCGUAUUCCCUAUGUUUUCUCUCUUGAAUGAUAGUCCUUUUUUCUCAUAACAAUUUUGGUUUUUGUAUAUGAAACUAUGAAACAAUGCUAAAACCAGCAGUCUUUUACUAAAAAGAAUUUUUACGAACUGGAGUAAAAAAUUCAACUAGUGACUAACGGGGCCCUUUAUCGCCUGACUAAUGACUAGCAGU